UGUUUCCCUCCUGUCAGUGAGCAGUGGUGAGGGCAGGGGGAGACACAUACCGACUAAUAAACAGUCUUGGCUCAACACCUGUUGCCAUGGCUGCGACCCGGUUUCAUUCGGUCCUCAGCUGCUCGGUGCCACUGAGGGCGUUUCAGCAGUGGAGUGUUCUGCCUGCCUCAUUGUGCGGACUUGCAGAUUUCGUUGCAUUGGGCAUUUCCCCUUGAUCUUUGUGCUUCUACCUAAAGUAACCAUUUUCCUACUGUCUGCCUUGUCAGCACAGCCAAAUAAAGGGGCAGAGAUUUGCCAACUUGUCAGAGGCGUGGAUAUGGCAGACAUGCGUCCAUUUUCAGCAGCAGAUGAGCAGGGACCAGUGAAUCACCGUGACCUAAAUGAGCCACUAAUCGACCACUCGGAGGGCCAACACUUCCUGAAUGAAGCCUUCAAAAUAAUUAUAGAGGAGGUGCUCUGCAAGGGCACAGACGUCAAGCAAAAGGUAUGUGAAUGGAAGGAGCCGGAGGAGCUGGCUGUGCUGCUGGAUCUGGAGCUGAGGCCGACGGGAGAGCCACAACAGCAGCUCCUGCAGAGAGUCAAAGAUGUCGCCAAGUACAGCAUCAAGACAAGUCACCCUCGCUUUUUUAAUCAGCAGUUUGCAGGAGUGGACUAUCACGCCCUGGCUGGACGAUUCGUCACUGAGGCUCUCAACACUAACCUCUUCACAUAUGAGGUGGCCCCGGUGUUUGUGCUGAUGGAGAUGGAGGUGCUGAGAGGGCUGCGGCAGCUGGUUGGCUGGACAGAAGGUGAUGGUCUUUUCUGUCCUGGGGGGUCUACCUCUAACAUGUACGCUAUGAACCUCGCACGCUACCGACUCUUCCCAGAGGUCAAAAGUCAGGGGCUGUGGGGUCUCCCACGACUUUCCAUCUUUACAUCUCCAGAGAGCCAUUACUCUGUGAAGAAAGGGGCUGCCUUUCUGGGCAUUGGGACAGACAAUGUCGUCAUGGUGAACGUGGAUGAUGGAGGCCGCAUGAUUCCAGAGGACCUGGAUGAAAAGAUAAAACUGUCAAAAUCUCAGGGUGCAGUGCCCUUCCUUGUAAGCUGCACAUCAGGGACCACAGUGCAGGGUGCAUUUGACCCACUGGACCGCAUAGCUGAUGUCUGUGAGAAACACAAGCUCUGGAUGCACGUAGACGCUGCCUGGGGAGGGAGUGUGCUCUUCUCCAAGCAACACAGACAUUUGAUGAAAGGGGUUGACAGAGCAAAUUCAGUAGCCUGGAAUCCACACAAGAUGCUGGUGGCCGGCCUGCAGUGUUCUGCCCUGCUGCUUCAGGAUACCACGAACUUGUUGAAGAAGUGCCACAGUGCCAACGCCACAUAUCUCUUCCAGCAAGACAAAUUCUAUGAUGUGAACCUAGACGUGGGGGAUAAGUCGGUGCAGUGCAGCCGCAAGGUCGACUGUCUGAAGUUGUGGUUGAUGUGGAAAGCUGUUGGCUCCACUGGCUUAGCCGAGCGUGUGGACAAAGCUUUUGUUCACGCAAGGUAUCUGGUGGAGCAGAUGAAGAAAAGAGAAGGGUUUCAUCUUUUGCGUGAUCCAGAGUUUGUGAAUGUAUGCUUCUGGUUCAUACCACCCAGUCUGAGGGGGAAGGAAGGAGAUGCAGAUUACCAGGACAAACUGGCAAAAGUAGCUCCGGUAAUCAAGGAGCGCAUGAUGAAACAAGGCACUAUGAUGGUGGGCUACCAACCUUUGGGAAACAAGGUCAACUUUUUCCGCGUUGUUGUUUUGUCUCCGCUGAUUUCGCAGAAAGAUAUGGACUUCUUCCUUGAUGAAACUGAAAGACUGGGAAACGACUUGUGAACAAAAACACUGUUCUAACGCUGUUCUAACUCGGAGAUACGACUUGCGUCAUUAAAACAGCUACUGUAACAAGAGAUACUAAACUCUGAAAUCUGAGGACCAUUGAUACAAAUAUAAAUAAAUUAAUUAAUGAUUAGAUAAAGUACUGGGCCUUCAUUUGUUUUCCAGUGAAUCUAACAGCUGUUCUGAAAUCAGUUCACUAGACAGUUUUUUGAAACCAUUUGUGCAGAGUUGGGGAAUUUUUAUCCUAACAUUUGGAGAUGUAGCCUGUUAUAUUUUACUUUUUGUCCAUCAUAAAGUCUCUGAGUGGAACACAGAAACCUUUCAGUCAGAGACUUUACGAUCAACUUAUCACCUUUAAUUACUUCCAUAACUCUAGAAAUGCAACCAUUAUUUUCAUUAAUAUUUUGUUCUAUAAAACAUCAGCAUACUUUAUCUUCAACUAUAAUGUAAGACAAAGAAAGCAACAAAAUCAGCUGUUUGGAAUUAAAUGACUUCAUGUUUUAUUGAUUUAAAAAAUAGUUGAUUACAUUUCUGUCUCACAUUUUAUUAAUCAACUUUAUUGAAAAAAUUAUACAACAUUUAUACAUGUGAACUAUUUUUUUAGAAAGUAAACUGUAUAAAGCAUUAGCGUAAGGUAAUUGCAAUAGUCCCGCUAUUAUGACAGGAACUAGUGCAUGCAAGUAACUAUUUAUGUGCCUACACUAGUUACCAUAUAAUCUUAUUGUCUCGUCACAUGAUCAAAUACAGACUUGAUAGCCUAUUUGUCAACACCAACAUAUAUAUUACCCAGAAAUCAUCAUCGCAUAUAUGUGCAUGACAAAAAUUUUAAGGGAAAUAGGGAAUUAUUAAUUGAAUUGAAUAAGUUAUUAUAUUUUAUUUAGAGAUUGUGUAGAAUAAGCAGAUAUUUUAUAACAUAUUUGUUACAGAUUGCGAUUGACAAUUUUACAAAAAGACCAAAGAAAACCAUGAUGGAGAUGGGUUGUCCGUUUCAAAGGCAAAUAAAGCAAAUAACACCA
This is a messenger RNA of Epinephelus lanceolatus (giant grouper), 2859 nucleotides long. RefSeq names its product cysteine sulfinic acid decarboxylase (gene csad). Gene Ontology annotation, cellular component: cytoplasm. Gene Ontology annotation, molecular function: pyridoxal phosphate binding; sulfinoalanine decarboxylase activity. The record is from RefSeq and is a predicted model, not a curated record. Lineage: Eukaryota; Metazoa; Chordata; Actinopteri; Perciformes; Serranidae. Gene Ontology annotation, biological process: carboxylic acid metabolic process; taurine biosynthetic process.